Penicillium diatomitis is the source of this 2247-nucleotide messenger RNA. RefSeq lists its product as uncharacterized. Gene Ontology annotation, molecular function: microtubule minus-end binding; gamma-tubulin binding. The transcript is spliced from 2 exons. Bases 1 to 2247 code for a protein of 748 amino acids. Lineage: Eukaryota; Fungi; Ascomycota; Eurotiomycetes; Eurotiales; Aspergillaceae. The record is from RefSeq and is a predicted model, not a curated record. Gene Ontology annotation, cellular component: gamma-tubulin complex; equatorial microtubule organizing center; centrosome. Gene Ontology annotation, biological process: meiotic cell cycle; mitotic cell cycle; microtubule nucleation.
AUGCUCCACGAGAUCCUCCUCUCCCUGUCCGGGCAACCCUCGCCGCUCUUUUUUCAAGACGGGCGCAGUGAUACGCUCGCUGAAGACGAUCUUCCCCUUCUCGCGCCCCCAGAGAGAGCCCUCCUUGGAUCAAUUGCCCAUCUGAGUCGAUUGCACGCGCAGCUGCGAGAAUCCUGCUAUCGAGUCUCAUCAUCGCAUCGCUCAGUUGUCUGUCGCUCGGUAUCUACUGCGAUCAGCAACAAUCAACUAGACGACUUUCAAAAGAAGAUUCUCGAGGUAGAGAAGGCUAUACUUACCGAGGACAGUGGGUAUGUUGGCGGAUACGGGAUUGUACCGCUGUCCACAAUAGUUGGAGAGUUUGCGCCCUGGACUCGUCGCUUGGAGUGGCUCUGGAACAUUGUGACGUUUAUGCAACCACAACAUGAGCAAGCCAACUCUGUACAGGGGUGCACGGGAGCGGCGCUCAUCGACCACUUGCGCGCCGAGUGUCGCACUGGAUACCUUGAUAUCAAAGAAAUGGCUGUCCAGCUUACAACAGCCGCAGAGAUGGCUUGGAUGAGACAAUUAUCUACAUGGCUCUUAUGCGGCGAUAUGCCAGUGUUCGGCAAAGGGGACUUCUUCAUCGGGGAAGACAUUGAUCCUGGAGAUGGCGAAGUGGAGUUCAGCCUGCACAUGGAGCUAGUUCCCAAGUUUGUCACUGCACAAACAGCAGGAUCCAUUUUGUUCAUUGGCAAAUCGCUUAAUCGUGUUCGUGACAAGAAAAAGUCCAAAAAACCCGAUUCAACCACGCCGGUGACGCUAUACCGGGAGCACAUCGAUAAACUUGCCGGGCUUAAGUCGCCAAUCUCAUCAACUCUGCUCUCCGCGGCUGUAGAUUCUAUCCGACUAUCGGAGGGAGAGUUUGCGGUUGCGCUAGUGUCCCAAGCGGACUCCCGAAUUGAAGAGAUUCGGCGCCGCGGUGCACUUGCGCGGGUUUUGUCUGGAAAUCUGGCGGGACUUCCAAUCAAAGAAGGCGAUGUCAGCAGUGUUUUGUCCCAGGCGUGGGCUGAAUUGUUCUCUCUUCAAAAGGUUGAGGAUCCUACAGACGAGGGACUCGAGCUCGCGCGAGAGCUUCUUCGCUUGUCAGUCAAUGACAAAACGCCUCGCCCUAUGACUCCAUCGCGAAGCUCGGCUGUCAUCUACGAGAUUUCAGGAGUUUCUUUCGAGGAUGUCCUCUUUCCGGUACCUACAUCCCUCACGGCCCAGGUUCAGGCGCCUCUCGACCUAUUUCUUUCGAGCUCCGACAUUGCUGUUUAUUCUAAGAUUAAUGCGUAUCUGUUGGGCAUCCGUCGCGCUCAAUUCCGACUGGGCAACCUAUGGAAAGAGACAUCCCUUCGCAGAAUCCAUCCUUCUCCGUGGGGACCGCCCCGAAGUAGUAGUGUCUUCGGCCAGAACAAAUUGAGAGAGGGACGUGCGAGAGAUAACGCCAGGGUUCGACUGAUGCGUUCCACAUGGGCCACCGCGAGCGCCUGUCUCUUUGUGCUAUCAGAGCUCGGAGGGUUCUUCCAGGGAGAGGUCAUUCAAGAAUCAUGGCAACAUUUGCGGAGAUGGAUUGAGGAGACAGAUUCCUCAGCAAGCCGUGCAUCUGGUUCUAGGCCUAGCACUGCAUCCACAUCGAAAGACCAACAGCAGUCUCGGGCUGCGUCCCCCAACGUCGUCGGCAAUCGACCGACCUCUGCGGGCGGGGCUCCCUCAAUGGGCCGCCACGACCCUGAAGCGCUGACUGUUGCUCACCGACGCCAUUUAUCCACGCUAGUCAGGUCUUUAUUCUUGAACGACCGAGCUUUCACCGGGGUGCUUCGCUCUUUAAUCUCCAGCGUGGACCGCUUUGUGGCACUUGUCAUUCGACUUGAGACAGUGCAGCGCAACAUGGACCUGGAGACGGACGAGGGCGUGGUUGAGUCUCUUGUGGACUACGCACAAGAGGAACACGAGGUCUGGCUGGAUCUGCGCAGUACGUGUGAUGAUGUCAAUGCCGGCAUGAAUGACCUGGUCGUUAGUCUUCGCAAUAUAGACGAUCAUCGCACGGGUGAGAAUUUCGGUCCCGCCUGGGCAGGGUCUCGUGUGGACGAGAGUUCUAGUCCUGGAUUUCGCCAUUAUGUUCCUCGCCAGCCCGCGGGUGUUGACCGCCUGCUGAUGAAGCUAGAUUUUGGGAGUCUUCGAGGCUCCACGACUGGAGCGGACCUUGACCGUCUGGACUUUGACUGA